This is a messenger RNA of Vicia villosa (hairy vetch), 984 nucleotides long. RefSeq names its product kunitz trypsin inhibitor 5-like. The record is from RefSeq and is a predicted model, not a curated record. The transcript has a single exon. Bases 215 to 832 code for a protein of 205 amino acids. Lineage: Eukaryota; Viridiplantae; Streptophyta; Magnoliopsida; Fabales; Fabaceae. Gene Ontology annotation, molecular function: endopeptidase inhibitor activity.
UUUUUUUCUCCCUUCAAUUGAUAUAAAAUUAUUAAUUAUUAUUUGUUCAUUGUCCUGCAAUCCACUCGCUUAAUUCGUCUUCAGUUUUAUACAAAUUAAUCCAACACACAAAACUCAUGUUCCAUUUUAAGUCCUAUAAAUAGAGACAUACUCUUUCUAUAUCAAUACACAAAAAACAUUCAUCUAAUCUUUACUUCUAUAUCCAAAGAGAAACAUGAAGCCUUCAAUCUUAUUAGCAUUUUGCGUCAUUUAUUUAGCUUUCAUUUGCAAAACUAUUGCAGCCCCUGAACCAGUGCUUGACAUCUCAGGUAAGAAAGUGACAACAGGUGUCAAAUACUACAUUUUACCAGUCAUUAGAGGCAGAGGUGGUGGUUUAACAGUUGCAAAUGUAAGCAACCUCAACAGCGACAAUAAUCCAUGUCCCCUUUAUGCUAUUCAAGAGAAGCUUGAAGUAAAGAAUGGUGCACCAGUUACUUUCACACCUUAUAAUGCUAAAAAAGGUGUGAUUCUAACUUCAACUGAUCUCAACAUUAAAUCCUAUGUAAAUACUACAUGUCCUCAAACACAAGUUUGGAAGCUUCUUAAAGUUUUGUCAGGGGUGUGGUUUUUGAGUGCCUGGGGUGAAGAAGGUAAUCCAGGUAUUAAUACAAUUUCCAAUUGGUUCAAGAUUGAGAAAGCUGGCAAAGAUUAUGUGUUAUCUUUUUGUCCUUCAGUUUGUAAGUGUCAGACUCUGUGUAGGGAAUUAGGGUUAUAUGUUGAUGAUAAUGGGAUUAAGCACUUAGCUCUUAGUGAUAAGGUUCCAUCAUUUAGGGUUGUGUUUAAAAGAGCUUAAGUGAAACAAACAACACUAGAAUACCAUAAAUGUUAUGCACUUAUGCAUACCAUAUCGCUUAUGUUGAAGGAAUAAUCUCACUGAUCAGUGUUCUACUUUAUUUAUGUUGUUUGUAUUUAUCUUCAAUAAUAACAGUUUGACUUUGUAUUUCA